AUGGCCACGCACGAGACUCAUAACCACAAUGCCGUCCCCCCAACGGACCUGGAGAAGGAUGUGCACACCUCGGGCGCCGACCACUACAACCACAACGGCACCGCCGCCGCCAACGGCGUCCAAAUAAGCCCGAACGCCGCCCACGCACGAAACAACGGGCCCUUCACCCGCAUCGCCGACUACCAGAACAUGACCGAGGGCCAGGCGCAGGCCUUUGGCGGCUCCCUCCAGCCCGGCCUGUGGAAGCCGUACGAGCACCGCAAGUUCGCCAACCCGGCGCCCCUCGGCCUGUCGGCCUUUGCCCUGACGACCUUCGUCCUGUCGUGCGUCAACCUGCAGGCUCGCGGCGUCAAGGCGCCCAACAUCGCCGUGCCGCUGGCCUUUGGGUACGGCGGACUUGUCCAGCUGCUUGCGGGCAUGUGCAAGUGGAUCUCGAGCCAGGCAAACUAG
Molecule: messenger RNA, 450 nt
Organism: Colletotrichum higginsianum IMI 349063
Lineage: Eukaryota; Fungi; Ascomycota; Sordariomycetes; Glomerellales; Glomerellaceae
Product: Glyoxylate pathway regulator
Exons: 2
Coding region: 1-450 (149 amino acids)
Cellular component (GO): plasma membrane
Molecular function (GO): acetate transmembrane transporter activity
Source: RefSeq, a predicted model, not a curated record